AUGGCUGAUCUCCACAUGACCGACCGCCCGGGAUUCACCGGCAAGCUGAACGCGAAGAUCCUCGAGCGCGUCCGCUUCUUCGCGAAGGAGCUGGAGAUGCCGGAGCUGGAGGCGAAGUUCCCGCACCUGAAGGUGACAGACGGCUCGUGGCGCGGCCGUCUCCCCGGCGAUGACGUCAACCUCGCUGACUACAUCGACCACACUGUGCUCAAGCCGGAGGCGACACUGGAGUCUGUCAAGCAGCUGUGCGCUGAGGCGAAGCAGCACAAGUUCUACGCGGUCUGCGUGAACGGCAGCCGCGUGAAGCACUGCGUUGAGUUGCUGCGCGGCAGUGGGGUGAGGACGGCUGCGUGCUGCGGCUUCCCGUUGGGCGCUGGCACCAGUGCCGCGAAGGCCGCGGAGGCGGCGGGCGAGGUCCAGGACGGCGCG
Molecule: messenger RNA, 429 nt
Organism: Trypanosoma grayi
Lineage: Eukaryota; Euglenozoa; Kinetoplastea; Trypanosomatida; Trypanosomatidae
Product: deoxyribose-phosphate aldolase
Exons: 1
Biological process (GO): deoxyribonucleotide catabolic process; carbohydrate catabolic process
Cellular component (GO): cytoplasm
Molecular function (GO): deoxyribose-phosphate aldolase activity
Source: RefSeq, a predicted model, not a curated record